AGCUUGGCGGGCGUGUGCGCAUGCGUGAGUGCGGCGUCUCGGGGGCGGGGCCCAGUUUGAAGCGGGUGGCGGGGACGCGCGCCCAUGGCCAAGCAGCAAAGCCGGGAGCAGGGCAUCACCCUGCGGGGCAGUGCCGACAUCGUCGCCGAGUUCUUCUCCUACGGCAUCAACAGCAUCCUGUACCAGCGCGGCAUCUACCCGCCCGAGACCUUCACCCGCGCGCAGCAGUACGGCCUCACGCUGCUCGUCACCGCCGACCCCGAGCUGCAGCGCUACCUGUGCAGCGUCGUGGACCAGCUCAAAGACUGGCUGUACAAGUGUUCGGUACAGCGCCUGGUGGUGGUCAUCUCUAGUAUUGAAAGCAACGAGGUCCUCGAGCGGUGGCAGUUUGACAUAGAGUGUGACAAAACUGCAAAAGAUGAGAGUGCACCAAGGGAUAAGUCUCAGAAAGCUAUUCAGGAUGAAAUUCGAUCUGUUAUCAGACAGAUAACUGCCACUGUAACUUUUCUGCCUUUAUUGGAAACCUCUUGUGCCUUUGAUUUACUGAUUUACACAGAUAAAGAUUUGGUAGUACCAGAAAAAUGGGAAGAAUCAGGACCACAAUUUAUUGCCAACUCAGAAGAGGUGCGUCUUCGUUCCUUCACUACCACUAUCCACAAAGUAAAUAGCAUGGUGGCCUACAAAAAGGAUUCCUUUCCUUAAUUAGGGAAAUGUUGUUGAUGUCUAUAAAAGGUCUUUAAAAGCUGCCAAUAUGAACAGUAACUGCAUCCUUAAUAGGGUUUCUAUAUUUUGUAUCUCAGUUUGGAAUUAGAAUAACAGCACAAAGCAAUCAUUUAUUCAUGUUAAUACUGUGCUGAUGUCAUACUUGUCAAACCUUGGAACAGGG
This is a messenger RNA of Gavialis gangeticus (Gharial), 886 nucleotides long. RefSeq names its product MAD2 mitotic arrest deficient-like 1 (yeast) (gene MAD2L1). The record is from RefSeq and is a predicted model, not a curated record. Bases 85 to 702 code for a protein of 205 amino acids. NCBI's taxonomy places the organism in Eukaryota, Metazoa, Chordata, Crocodylia, Gavialidae. Gene Ontology annotation, cellular component: kinetochore; cytoplasm; nucleoplasm. Gene Ontology annotation, biological process: mitotic spindle assembly checkpoint signaling. The transcript has 5 exons.